UCUAGUGCGAUAUAAGAAGCUGGACAUAAAUUUUCCAUUUUUUGGGGAAAGUGAUACACACACACAGUUGAUUAUUUACAACUACCAACAACAUUUGGGAUUUCUCCGUUGUGGCGUGUAACGGCGUUUCAGUGGUUUCAGUGAAGGGAUAACAUUACUUAGUGCCAACGGAUUGCCAGUCUCAAGGAUAUACGGUUUCAUCGCAAACAAAUUUUAGUGUGUAGAUAACAUUUAAUGAGCUGCUGAUAUCAGAACGUUCGUAGUACUACUACGUUGAACGCAGCUUGGGGAUUGAAACCGUUUUGUUGUGUGUGUUUUUGAAGUGAUUAUCCGCUGGAAACGGGCCAUUAAUUAACGCUGGAAGCAAGGAUAAUUGGCACAUAGUAUACUGAAGAUUCGGGAUUGGAAGCCAGCAGCCAGACAGUGCGUAAAAAGAUUCACCGAAGCGGAAUACUUUUCUUCGAAGAUCAAUCGGAAAGUUCGACUUGUCUGCAACCGUUGUAAAAAAGCCGCAAAAAUUGCUCUCACGGACACGAUGCCCGGAACCUGCCACAGGCUCCGCAUACCGUCGCUCGUUAGCAACCGGUCCUCGAAGGGCACCAACAGCAGCGACCUGGAACCGAUAACGCCCCGCAAGGAGCGCCACCGCGUCACGAUGAUGGGCGCGGCCCGCGUCGGCAAGUCGUCCAUCAUUUCGCAGUUUUUGUACGAAAAGUACCUGUCGCGGUACAAACAGACCGUCGAGGACAUGCACCGGGGCGAGUACGAACUGCCGGACGGGUCCUGUCUGACGCUGGACAUACUGGACACUUCCGGCUCGUACCAGUUUCCGGCGAUGCGAGCCCUGUCCAUUAACAUUAGCGGAGCGUUCAUCCUGGUGUACGCCGUGGACGACGAGGAGACCUGGCUGGAGGUCGAGCGGUUGAGGGAACAGAUCGUCGAAGCGCGUGGCCUGCGCGUGCCAAUCGUCAUCGUGGGCAACAAAGCGGACAUCCCGGAGGAGGACCGCCAGGUGCAGCAAAAGGAGGCCCAAACCAAGGCCACCCUCGAGUGGGGCUGCGGCUAUGCCGAGUGCUCGGCCAAAAACAACGAAGGCAUCCUGACCGUUUUCAAGCAGCUGCUGCGCCAGGCCAACAUCGAGUACAACCUCAGUCCGGCGGUUCGGCGGAGACGGAAGUCGCUGCCCAACUACGCCAGCAGCCAGGGCCAGAACCGACCGAGCACGGCCCGGUACUACCUGAAGCGGCACUCGUGCACGGUUCAGUGAACUGUUAGUUGCGUGAUCUGUGUUAGUUGCGUGGGCGUGUGAGUAAGUGUGUAAAGUUGUAUGUGUGGCAUAGAAUGGAUAGAAUGCGUAGGAGGUUGGUUCUAAAUUAUAAAAAAAAAACAUCCUAAAAUUAAAACAAUGACAUGAAAAACGAUACGACGAUAGCAGAUUGCCUGAUAAAAACAAAUGAAAAACAAAACAUCAAUAACCAGUUGUAAAGUAAUGUUUAUAAUGCAAUUGUUUUACUAGACAGAGGGUGUGUCAAAAUGGUUAAUUUGUAAUUGUGUUUAAGAAACGUUUGAAAAGCAAGAGUUUGAAUGGUGAAUUAGGUUCGCUGUCAUUUGGAUGGGCUUAGCGAUAGGUGAAGUGAUGUUGAGAUAAGGAAAAUUGUACUUGAUGAACGACACAAACUGUUUGAUUUGUUGAGCUUUUUUAUGAAACAAAAUGUUAGAUACUCCGAUGUUAGCUUAAUGUCAUGCAUUUACGUAAAGACAUAAAAAUCUGUAAGAUUUUUUAAACGAUUUAUACACCCAAGAAAACAACCAAAGCUUAUAAUAAAAUAUUAUAUUCC
This is a messenger RNA of Culex pipiens pallens (northern house mosquito), 1838 nucleotides long. Its product is annotated as ras-related protein Rap-2c-like. The transcript is spliced from 3 exons. Gene Ontology annotation, molecular function: GTP binding; GTPase activity. NCBI's taxonomy places the organism in Eukaryota, Metazoa, Arthropoda, Insecta, Diptera, Culicidae. The record is from RefSeq and is a predicted model, not a curated record. Bases 536 to 1267 code for a protein of 243 amino acids.